AUGGCGGACAGGGAGUCCUACACCGAGGUGACCAGGCUGCCCCGGUUGGCUGUUUCUGAGGAGGCUGACGGCCAGGAAGCCUGGAUCCAGGCGGCCCACUCCGACACCGUGUCCCCCCGUGCACAGGCUCUGGGUGCCGCCUCGAGCCAGGAGACUUCCCCGGGCAGAACCCCGCCAGUGGAUCUGCGGGACGCCCCGCUGAGCUCCGCCCCCUCGUCCCGGAACGCCGCUGCCUCUGCCCGCCGCCGGGCGCUCGGAGGCGCCGAGGCGGACCUCUCUGGGACGGAGCGCUCCCAGUCCGCCAACGGCCAGAGGUCCCAGGCCCCAGUGGAUCUGCGGGACGCCCCGCUGAGCUCCGCCCCCUCUUCCUGGAACGCCGCUGCCUCCGCCCGCCGCCGGGCGCGCGGAGGCGCCGAGGCGGACCUCUCUGGGACGGAGCGCUCCCAGUUCGCCAACGGCCAGAGGUCCCAGGCCCCAGGCAGCCCGCCGGCCUCUGACGUUCCUGAAGGCGUGGCGGGCAGAGGUAAGUGCGCGUUCAGCCCGUUUCCCCCUGUGCAGGAGCGUCUGAGGAACGGCAGGCUCCCCCGGGAGAAGCUCCGGGGCCCGUCCCCCCACCAGGCAGGGGAAGAGGCCGGGCCCUCUGGGAAGCGGCAGAAGAACGGGGGCCGCUGUUUCCCUGACCAGAGGCUGACCGCUGAGCCCGAGCUGGAGGAGAAGCUGUUGGAUAGCAGAGAUGAGCCGUCCCAGGGCUCCCUCAGCGGCCCCCAGCGAGACCCACCAGAGCCCCCCGGGCCCCACCCCUUCCCCAAACCUGAGCUGGCCAUGACACAGAGCCUCACUCUCAUCAGCUCAGAGAACUGGCAGGAGAAGAUGGAAGGGCUCACGGUGCUGCGCAGUCUGGCCCAGAAUCACGUGGACACGCUGCUCCCCAGGCUCCGCGACGUCUGCCUCGCCCUCGUGCAAGAGGUGAAGAACCUGCGUUCGGGCGUGUCCCGCGUAGCCGUGUGCACGCUGGGCGUCCUGUACUGCCACCUGCAGCGGGCCAUGGACAAGGAGGUGGACACCACGGCCAGGGCGCUGCUGCACAAGGCGGCCGAGAGCAACGCCUUCAUCCGGGAGGAAGUGGACGCAGCGCUGGGCCACAUGGUGCGGCACUGCACGCCGGCACGCUGCAUCAACGCCUUCCUGGACGGGGGUUUGAGCCACCUGAGUGCGGCGGUGAGGAAGUGCGCCGCCCAGCACCUGGCCGACCUGCUGGAGAGGGUGGGCGUGGCCCGCCUGCUGUCCGGAGGGAAGGACGUGACGGACAGAAUCCUCCCGGCCGUGGUCAAGCUGGCCCUGGACUCCUCCCCGGAACCCAGGUCCUUUGGCCGCCGGAUGUUGCUGUUCCUGUCCUCCCACCGGGACUUUGAUAGCCUGCUGGAGAAGAACAUCCCCCCCAAGGACCUUUCCGCCGCCCGCAAGGCGGUCAGUGGACUCAAGGCAAAGGUACGGAAGGCCCCGCCCUCUCGCCCCACCCUACCGCUUGGUGACGGGGAGCCCAACUGCAAGUACAGCUCCAAACCUCAGGGGCCCAUCAUCGAAGACAAGGCUGAGUACAUCAGGCAGCUCACCGUUCUGCUGGAGUCCAAGGACUUCAGGGAGCGCAUCAAAGGCCUCGACCAGCUGGUGGCCGACUGCCAGCACAACCCCAGCAUGGUCAUCCGCAGCCUGUUCCCGGUGUUUGACCUCUUCAGAGACCGCCUGCUGGAGUCCAACCGUAAGGUGAACCUUUACGCCCUGGAGGCCCUGCAGGGGAUGGUGCGCCUGCUGAAGGACAACCUGUCCGGGGUGCUCAACCACCUGGUGCCCGCCAUCGUUGACAACCACCUCAACUCCAAGAACCGCGCUGUGUACUCGGCCGCCACAGGGGCCCUCUGCGAGCUGGUGCUGAACCUCGGUGAGGGCCCGGUGGGGAGCUGUCCAGAACACGGUCCGGUCUGACCACGGUGUUGUCCUUGUUACUCAUGUGUUCGUCCCUUGCCCCU
Messenger RNA from Gadus chalcogrammus (walleye pollock), 2027 nucleotides. Its product is annotated as TOG array regulator of axonemal microtubules protein 1-like. The transcript is spliced from 11 exons. The record is from RefSeq and is a predicted model, not a curated record. Gene Ontology annotation, molecular function: microtubule binding. NCBI's taxonomy places the organism in Eukaryota, Metazoa, Chordata, Actinopteri, Gadiformes, Gadidae. Gene Ontology annotation, biological process: microtubule cytoskeleton organization. Bases 1 to 1983 code for a protein of 660 amino acids. Gene Ontology annotation, cellular component: cilium; cytoplasmic microtubule.